ACAAAAAAAUGAAAUCGCUGUAUUUAAUUAUUUGCACAGCGAUUUUGUUAACACAACAAUGUCAAAGUUUAAAAUAUGAUAACGAGUAUGAUAAUAACAUUUCCACGAAUAAUCAGUUGUCAGAUACAGAUCGGAUGUCGGAUGAUAAUAGAAGUGAUAACAAUAUAAGUGAACAGAUAAUCAGUGAUAAAUAUUUAAAUAAUUUUAUUAAGCGAUUAUUGAUGAAAACUUCCAAGUCGUUGAUUAAUCAUCAAUUGAUUAAUAAGUUAUCAAAUACGACUACAUCCACGCUAUCAUUAAUCAAACAUAAUAAGCGAUUCACGGCUGAUGUUGAAAAUAAGGAGACACGCGAUCCUGAUCGGGUCACACGUAACGAAGAUUUUUUAGGUAGUCGUGGACGAAGACAACACGACUCAAGUGAUCCCGUUAUGAUUGAUCAUGAAAAGAAAUUUUCAAAUGAUUUUUUAGGAAGUCGUGGUAAAAAGUAUGAGGAAUUUUUAGGUAGUCGUGGACGCCGUCACGAUGAGGAAUUCUUUGGUAGUCGUGGACGUCGAACUUAUAAGAAUGAUGAUCGAGAUCAUUCGAUUAAUCGACGAAUUAAUGAAGAAUUCUUAGGGAGUCGAGGACGUCGAAUGGAUGAUUUUUUAGGAAGCCGUGGUAAACGUUUUGAUGAAUUUUAUGGUAGCCGAGGUCGACGACAAAGUUAUUUAUCAUCGAUGGACAUCGAUUGUCCAAAUACAAACUCAAACUAUUGUGAUGAAUCGAAAGAAAAUAAUUUUUUAUUAAAUGGUUACGAUAAUUAUCUAAAGCAACAUUUGCAUCAACAAUUGAUCAACGAUGAAAAUUCCAUGACAAUGUUAAUAAAUAAGAAAUCGAAUAAAAAUAAUCAACAAACUCGAGUUGACACACAAAUUGUUCGGGAACCAUUUUGGGCACAUCGUGGCAAAAAAGAUAAUUUCCAUAGAUCAUCACAUCAUGUGAAUAAUGUUUGGCACAAUGAUUUAUUAUUUGCUGAUGAGCCGUAUUGGGUUUUGGUCAUAGACGACCAUAUUACGACUACACGACAAACUAAAAAUAACAAUCAUUUACCAUCGCCAUUUGAUAAUGGACCAUCGUCCACUGAUAGUACUUUUACAGUUUUAAAUAACGACAAUCCCUUUAUAUUAUCACGCGGAUAAAUUUUUGAUAAAUUAUUACCCGAACCAUCAAAAUAUUAUUCAAUACUUCUCUUGUUCACUUAACUACAAUUC
Chrysoperla carnea is the source of this 1250-nucleotide messenger RNA. RefSeq lists its product as uncharacterized. NCBI's taxonomy places the organism in Eukaryota, Metazoa, Arthropoda, Insecta, Neuroptera, Chrysopidae. The record is from RefSeq and is a predicted model, not a curated record. The transcript is spliced from 2 exons. Bases 9 to 1178 code for a protein of 389 amino acids.